UCGAUCAUUCCCAUCCCAUAUGCAUACAUUCACUGUGGAAGGUGCGAAAACGGCCGACAUGCAAUACCUUUGCCCUGUUGUGUCGUGCAGCGGCAAGCCGCUCGUGAACUUCAUGGCCGGGGGCGCCAAUGGUGCCCUGCUGUACGCCACCGUCGCACGUGACGGGUCGGUCCGAGACACGGCGGACGUCGUGUACCAUAGGUGGCGGGCCAUCAUCUUGUCCUUUCCUGCAAAGGACGUGAUAGGCUUCUGCACAGACUCCGCCAGUAACUAUACGGCGGCAGCGCGCAGGUUCGCCACAAACCCCGAGCCUGACAUCAGGAGGAUCACUUGGCUCCCCUGCUCCACCCAUGUCUGCAACUUGAUGUUGUCAGAUAUCGGGACGCGAGUGGUGUGGGUCAAGGAGACCGUCAUCCGCGCUCGAGCGCUUGUGCGAUUUAUUAAAUCGCACGGCACUGCUCACGCCCUGUUUAGGAAGGUGAGCCCUCGCGUUCAGCUCGUCGAGCCCGUUGAGACACGGUUUGCAUCGGUUUUCCUGAUGCUGACGUGUCUCAAAGGCCGACGAGACGCGUUGGAGAGCAUGUUGCACGGGGACGCUUGGGCACGCAUCCCAUGGGAUCGCGCCCAGGUAUCUCAGGCGCAGUGGGUGCAGCAGCAGAUCCGGGACGAAGAGUUUUGGCAGCGUGUCCAUUACGCCAUCCUAGUCAUGUCGUCCGUCCACCAGCUAUUGCGCAGGAUGGAUAGAGGUGGGAUGAUGAUGUUCGUCGUUUACGAGUGGAGUCAGCAUCUGCUGCAGUUGAUGAGGAAGGUCGAUGCGCCGACGGACAUGAUCGAGCCGUGCGUGCGUGAGGUUGCCAUCCGCAACCUCCACAUGCUAGAGCCCGCACAUGCCGCGGCUCACCUCCUCAACCCUCGCCGACGGUCCCUCACGUAUUACCAUUCGCUGCAGACGACCGCCGACGACCGCCUUGUGGUCGAGGAGUGCGACAGAUUUCUCCUGGCGCAGACCGGCGGCGAUCCAGUCGGGUUAUUGUACAGGACCGUGAGGGACCAGAUGAGGGCGUUCCACUCGAGGCGAGGGGAUUGGGGAGAUCGUGAGCUCUCCGAUGCCGAGGCGGCAGAUUGCAGGGGGGACAGCGAGACCGAGCGAUGUGCAGCGUGGUGGUUCAAGCAUGGACGUGCCCACCCGGAGUUGCGCAUCAUCGCCAUCCGUGUCAUGCACUUGUGGACGUUUGCCUCGCCAGCGGAGAGGAACUGGGCGGAGCACGAGUGCGUCAGCACGGCAAGGCGCUGCAAGCUUGGGUUCGCCAAGCUUGCACAGCUGGUUGAGAUUGCCACCAAUCUCAAACUGGCCUCCGGUCAGGGGGGGACGGCGGCAGAGGAGGAGGAUGAGGAGGGAGAUGUGGAGCCCGAGGUGUGGGGAGCGCGACCUGAUGGUUGUGUUCCCGAGCAGGAGAUCCAGCGGAAGAUUGUCGCUUUCCGUGACAGCCGACCGUCCAGAGCCCGUUUGGUUCGGGACGUGUUCGGCAGCAGAGCGACAGAGCUGCGACCGUGGCCGGAGGGUGGGGAUGAUGUGGACGCUGCUGCGGCAGACGAUGACAUCGACAACGACUGGCUUGACGAUGAUGACACGCCGCUGAGUCGCGGCCCGACGGCUGAGCGAGUGUACUUCACUUACGGUGGGGGUCGUGACGGCACAGAUUCAUUCACAUCAAUUAUCACUGGUGUUGUGUCGUUAACCGCACCGGCGAGUGGCAGCAGCAGAGCCGGCGGUGGUCAUGGAGGACAUUCGCAUACGGAGGUUCGCGUGGACGACUCGGGGGAGCAGCAGCCACGGGGAGGUCUUCGGCAGACAGGCAGGCGUUGGGAGGUUAGGAGCGACAGCGAGGCCGAGGAGGAGGCCGAGGAUGAGCAGGAACCCCUUUGCAAUCGUCGCUUCUCUCCCUCCCAUCAUCCGAUCUCUGCACAGCUCGAGGGGGAGCCACUCAGGCGUUCGAAGAGGUUGGCGUCGGCAGCAGGUAGAGACCGGACACAUGACGGCGAGGAUCGUGGAGGGGAGAGGACUCCUUCCGACGCCCGUAUCCGCCCCCCCUCGCCGUCGGUGCUCCGCACACAGGACUUCGAGGACAUAGGGCUUGGUGGGAGCUUGGCAGAUUUGAGAGUCAACGGACGUCGAUGUGGCUCACCGCAGGAUGUGCGCACAAACGCGGAUGUUGGGCGGGGCCCUGUUGAGACUGAGGAGGAGAGGGAUGCCCGUUUGGACCGAGAGGAGGAGGAGCGGCUGAGGAGUUUGCCACAGUGGGAGGGUCGGUUCGCGUAUCUCGACGAGCAGCGUCGGCAGAGGGACUUGGAGACAGGAGGGGAGGAGAGCCAUGACGUCGACGACUUGGGUGUCCUUGAGAAGGCGGUUCAGGGGGAGUUCGAUUAUGAGGGGCAGGAUGCCGCAGCGGGUGUCCCUGAGGGGCAGGAUGUUGUCAUGGGCGGUGGGUCCCCUAGUGGGGGCCGUGGCGACAGCGAGACCGCAGGUGAUGAGGGACAUGGUGCCGCAGUGAGCGGCAGAGGAGAGGGUGGACCCGGUGGAGAUGGGGAUACCGCGGGUGUCGGUGGAGACGAUGGACCGGACGGCGACGAUGAUGACGACCACGGUUCGGAGGACGAUCCGUAUAGGCUCGCCUUGAUUUCGAGGGACCCCACAGUGCCUCCCAUGCGCCCGGACGGCACAGCGCACACUUUCUUCGACGCCGACGCCGACGCUUUGGCGCAUGCGUUGACGGAUGACCCUUUCGCACACCUGAGCCGCAAGAGCGGCAAGCAGCGGACCCCAAGGAGGGUAUAUUCACUGCCGCUGUUCACAGUCCAGAGCCCUCACUGGUCGGGUUCGUCGCUCAGCGGCGUUAGAGGGAGGGAGUCCGGUGCGGGUGAGGUGGGGUCCGGCAGACGCAGCGACGGUGGCAGAGAUAGUGCCGGAUCGAUGCCUUCACCACCCGCAUGGACUCCGGAGGGCAGGGUCGACACUGGGGAUCGGACGGUGGCACCCGGAGUUGCGCACAGUGGCGGUUCCCCGCAGCCGAUGGCAGGCCGCAUGCUUGGUUUGUCACGAGCGGAGACGAGGAGGACAUUGGUCCUCGAGGCCCCAGGGACAUCCACGGACAGGCUGCGGGGAGAGCAGUUCACAUCGGGCGAGGAGGGGUUGUUGAUGCGUCUCGGGACGAGACAACAGCAUGGCCUCUCAGAGGUUGAGGCUCGACUCGCUGCAGGGGUCGCCGCUGGGCAGGCAGCGUUGGACGCGAUUCAGAGGGAGAGAGAGAGGGGGAUUGCUGCACAGGCGGAGGAGGACGAGGACGCAGACACUGAGUCCGAGUCGAUCGAGACUGCGGCCCGCAGACACAGGGCACAGGUGGCCUCGGCGGCCGCUGCAACACAUGCGGCAUACGUCAGUGGGGCACGGGGCACAGGUGCCGGAGGGAGAGGAGGGCGCCGGGGAGGAGCGCAUGGCCGCACGUCCUCAGGGAGAGGCCGCCCGUGCUCAGGUGGGAGAUGACGACGUCCGUGGUGUUUUUUUGCUACUCGGUUGUACAAUACAGACGACGCCCGACGACGGGUCCAAUUUUUUUUUGGUACUCUGUUGUGUAGCAGAGACGAUGGGUCCAGUUUUUUUUCGUACUCGGUUGUACAUUAGGGUUUUCAUUUAUUUUUUUUCGUACUCGGUUUUCAUUAGAGACGAUGUGGACAUUAGGGUUUUCUUUUUUUUUUUCCUACUCGGUUGUACAGUAGAGACGACGCCCGUCGACGGGUCCAGUUUUUUUUUUGCUACUCUAUUGUGUAGAAGAGACUACGGGUCCAGUUUUUGGCUUCAGCCUUGUACAUACGCAUUUCCAUUGAAAUGCUUUGUCAUAUAUUUGCUCUUGUUCUUGUUCCUCCACCAACAUUGGUCUUGCAUUUGAGUCGCCGUUGUUUGGUGAUUGUUUUCUGCUCUGUUGUUGUGAUUGUUGCAAAUUAUGUGUUUCUCCGAUGCCACACACCUGCAUGUCAUGGAUGCCUCCAUUAUGAAUGUGCUGUUAAUUUCAUAUGCGACAUAGGGAUGAUGUGCUAAUGAAUGUGUUCUUAUAUAAAUGAUGUGCUAAUGAAUGUCCAUCAGCCUC
This is a messenger RNA of Chara braunii, 4142 nucleotides long. Lineage: Eukaryota; Viridiplantae; Streptophyta; Charophyceae; Charales; Characeae. The record is from the annotation of a GenBank genome assembly.